AUGUCAGGGGCAGGGCUAGGCUUGGACACCCUGGAAGCCCUCUACUUUCCCAGCUUGGGUGAUCUGCAAGAUGCGGCCAAGGGUCAGCAGCAUCGACAAGCAACGGUGGCCACAAAAGGCGAGGAGUCAGCAUUGUCUCCUGACCGCAUUCACAGCAGCCACGUCCUCAAGCAGCUGGAGAAGCUUGCAACUGAACUGACCACCACUGCCUCGUAUGCGGACUCAUCUGCUGCACAACAGCAGACCUCGUCUACCGGGGUAUCAUCCUCCACUUCAGCGCGCUCACAUCCCCCACGCCAAUCAGUCCCUCACCCCAACUCUUCAGCAUCUACCACCCUGUCCCCUCCUCCAACCACCGCAGACGAAAUUGAUCGACCUUUGCUGCAGCGCUCUGUGCGCAAGAUUGAUCGCAGGCCUUUGUUGGUAGAGUGGAGACCUGGAGUGCAGGGCGAUCGAUGUCGUCGACUUGCGCAAAGCGCUUUGCGCGCUGAGCCAGUCCAGGCUGCCAUCGAAGAGAUAUGUACGACGGCAAAAGGUGCGAGGGACGAGACUGCGCUCGCUGUCGCCAUUACCAAGCUCCUCAACCACUUUGGUGUUCAGCUACAGCUGCUGCUAGCUGCAUCGCUCUCCACGUCCGAGCGUCCUUCUGCCCCUUCGACAGCUGAGCAGCCUACAUUGGGGCCUGCACGUGCACCUACUCGGACGGAUGCGGCAAGAUUCGCCGACUUGCCCGUUCGCGCUGUUGAGCGAGGCACUCUGUCAGUGACAACCGCCGGUCCAGAAAGCAACAGGCCCGACAUUGUUCUUCAAGCCAAGCCUGGUAAGGUCAUGUGUGCGGAUCUUUGCGACGCACAGAGCACUACAGGCGAUGGCGCAUCGGACGCGCAGGGGCAGGGCGGUCCACAUCCAUGGUUAUUCUACGUAGCCGCCGUGGAGGUCAAAUUCAAGAAGAGUGAUUUGCUCGCUACCCGCACGGUGGGCCAGAUUUUUCGAUAUGGGGUGAGUGCGAUGAUCGAGGAUGGGGAUCAAGAAGGGGCGGUGAAGAAUUGCGACUGACAUACCAUGGCGCGGCUGCACAUCACUCGCCGCUUGCCUCUCAGCGACAACUGCUCGUUGGCCACCCGUUCGCUGAGCGUGUGCACGUGCUUUGUUGGGCGGGACUGAGGUUGCAAGUCUGGCAAUUCAAUGCCAACGCAGUCUUCGUCUCUCCGAUCAUCGAAAUUUCGAGGAGCACAGCGCUUCAGCAGAGCGGCGAUGCAACAGCCCACGACGAUCUUCCUUUUCGAAUCGCUCACGCAAUGUAUCACGCUGAAUUAGCGCUAGCAGUAGAGGGGCCGCGAAGGAGAGCUUUCAACUCAUCAAUGUGACGCCCCCGUGGUUUGUCCCAGACUGACUGCCCUCGACACACCUUGAUGGCGAUCCCGUGCAGUACGAGAUCGUGCAAUAUUCCGCUGACAUCGCGGAAAAGAAGAUUCAGGCACAGCGACUAUCUCGCAAAGUGCAAGUAGUCUGCAGUUGCGCCUCAUACGCCACAACGUCGUUUGCUCAAAUUCGGCGGGGCUGUGCAGGGAUCACCUCACGAGUGUGUGUGAUGGAGCAGCUCGUGCUCUCGGUGCGGGAUGCCUGGUGACCGCAAGCAGACAACGUAUGGUACGGAGAGACAUUGGCCACGAAAGUAUACAAGAGGACUCAUUCAUGCUUGACUUGGAAAGAAGCUUCGCAGACCAGAAACAGACACCGUAACUUCAAACAAUACAAGCAACACAUUCCAAAAGCCCAACAGCCCAAGUGCAACCAAAUCGACAGCGCUAUGGAAAUUCUUCAUCUCGACUUGCACCUUACUCCUGGCCUCGAGCUUCACCCUGGCGGUGAGACCAGAGCCUGGAAUGGUGAUUUUCUACGGUGCGUUGCAAGCGCGGGAUCUGAGUCUAUACGACGACCAGAGCUUACCCUCUUUCCUGGCCCUGGAACUUUCAGCCGUCGACAAGGCCCCCAAUGGCAUGGACCUCGCUGCGAUUCAAGCGGCUUGGAAGAAGCCGUGCACCGAACAGUAUGGUGGUGACUAUUACAACGUCUCCGCGACCAUGAACUUAGCGUGGUGCUACAGUGGCCUGUAAGUCAGCCGCGUUGUUGAGUAUGCAGGCGCCUUCGUUGACGACGGAGGCCUCCCACUUCUACACCACAGCACCGACAAGGGCGCCUUGGUGGCUCAGUGGCUGCAAAAUCAACAAAAAGACCAGUGGACCUUCACCAAGAUCGAUCAGACCGGUUAUGACACCGAUUAG
This is a messenger RNA of Ceraceosorus bombacis, 2285 nucleotides long. NCBI's taxonomy places the organism in Eukaryota, Fungi, Basidiomycota, Exobasidiomycetes, Ceraceosorales, Ceraceosoraceae. The record is from the annotation of a GenBank genome assembly.